Messenger RNA from Rubroshorea leprosula, 1762 nucleotides. The record is from the annotation of a GenBank genome assembly. Lineage: Eukaryota; Viridiplantae; Streptophyta; Magnoliopsida; Malvales; Dipterocarpaceae.
CCCUUUAAUUUCCUUCACCCACCUUUCAUCAGUAUGAUCAAAUUACUCCUCCUUUCACUCUCAUUUUCCACUCUAUAUUCUCUCGUAACAGCCUAUGAUCGCAGCGGCAAGUGGCAGUUCUUGCAUUCUAGUGUAGGCAUAUCAGCCAUGCACAUGCAACUCUUACAUAAUAACGAAGUCAUCAUCUUCGAUCGCACUGAUUUCGGACCCUCUAACCUCACUCUCCCUGGGGGCCGUUGUCGAUUUGAUGCUAAUGACAACGCACUCCAGGUUGAUUGCACUGCCCAUUCAAUCCUCUAUGAUAUCCAUACAAACAGAUUUCGUCCUCUUAUGGUCCAAACCGAUACCUGGUGCUCUUCUGGGUCAGUCCUCCCAAACGGAACCCUUGUCCAAACUGGUGGUUACAAUGAUGGUGAUCAUGCCAUUCGCACAUUCACCCCUUGUGCUGCUGGAAAUUGUGAUUGGGUUGAAUUUCCAAGUUAUUUGUUGGAACGAAGAUGGUAUGCUACUAAUCAAAUUCUACCGGAUGGUAGGAUAAUUAUCGUCGGCGGGAGACGACAAUUCAACUAUGAGUUCUAUCCUAGAAAUUCAGAAAGCUCGUCUUCUCAGCAAACAUUUCUGCUACGUUUCUUGAGGGUGACUUCAGACUCAGAUGAGAACAAUUUGUAUCCAUUUCUACACCUUUUACCUGAUGGAAACUUGUUCAUUUUCGCUAAUACACGAUCAAUAUUACUAGACUAUAAUCGAAACCGAGUGGUGAGGGAGUUUCCAAGGAUUCCCGGCGAAGACCCACGAAAUUAUCCGAGCACAGGAUCAUCGGUGCUGCUUCCUUUGGAUGAGAACAAUGGCAUUGAUCCUGAAGUCAUGGUGUGUGGAGGUGCACCAAGAGGUGCACAUAAGCGAGCCUUGAAUGGUGACUUCAAAGCUGCACUUUCCACUUGUGGAAGACUCAAGGUUGCCCGUGCAAACCCAAGAUGGGUCAUGGAAGAAAUGCCGGUACCACGAGUCAUGGGCGACAUGAUACUUCUUCCUCAAGGUGAUGUGAUCAUAAUCAACGGCGGAGCAUUGGGCACCGCUGGGUGGGAAAAUGCACGCGACCCCAUCACCCAUCCGAUCAUCUACCGUCCCUCUGCACGCCUCAACCAGCGUUUCUUUACAAUGCCAUCAUCGUCAAGACCCCGGUUAUACCAUUCAUCAGCAAUUUUACUAACCGAUGGACGUGUAUUGGUAGGAGGUAGCAAUCCACAUAAGUUCUACAACUUCUCCAAUGUUUUGUUCCCAACAGAUUUGAGCUUGGAAGCAUACAUGCCACCAUAUCUGUCAACCGAAUUUGAUUCCAUAAGGCCACGGAUUUUGUCUCUCUACGGAAUCCACGGGAUAUUAAGGUAUGGGAGGCAUUUCAGUGUGAGCUUCAAUGUGGAACAAUUCUCACAGGCGGAUUUUGUGUCGGUUAGGAUCAUUGCGCCAUCUUUUUCUACACAUUCUUUUGCAAUGAACCAAAGGAUGGUGGUGCUGAAGAUGACCAGUGUGAUCAAUCGGCCACUACUGACUCGUACGUACCGAGUGAGUGUGGUAGGACCGUCCACAGCUGCCAUUGCUCCGCCAGGAUUCUAUAUGUUGUUCGUAGUGCAUGAUGGGAUACCAAGUCCUGGCGUUUGGGUGAAGGUAGGGUAGUGUUAUGGGGUUUGUUUUGUUUGUUUGUUUCUUUUAUAUUGUAGUUUCUUUGUAGUAUCUUUUUCUCUAAUAAAGCAUUGGGUAAUGA